AUGGCUACAUAUAGCAUACCUUUUGAAGAAAUUGAUGAAAAAGAUACCACAAAUACAGGUACAUCACCAACAAAAAAACGAAAAUCUACUAAACGAAGUCUUCGUUCUGCUAAUUCAUAUUGUAUCAUGGAAAAUGGUAAUGGUUCAUUAUCAGAUUCUAUUCCAUCAAAACCAUCAAAAUGUUUUGAAACUCAACCAAUUAAUGGAUCAAAUUUAGAAACGUCUACACAUUCACAAUCAUCAGUUCAGUAUGCAAAUUUGAAUAAUUAUCCAUUGCAAUUAACAUUAACUCCAGUUGAAAGUUCUCAAUCAACUGCAACAAAUAUAGAUAAUAUACAAAAAUUUCAACAAAUUGAAUUACGCAAUAUUACAGAUGAUGAGGAUGAUGGUAAACAACAAAAAAAAGUUGCACGACCAACAGAUUAUAAAAUUCCUGAUCAUGAUCCAAUAGUAUCAUCAUAUACAUCAACUAAUGAUAGUGACAUUAUUGAAAUCCAUGAAUUUAGUGAAGCUGAUGUUGAUGCUUAUCUUGAUAUUUAUUUUGAAAUGCUUCAUAAUCGUUUAAUACAUUUUCUCGGAGAUAAUGAUCAAUUACAACAAUUUCGUAUAAAAAUGAAAAAUCGAUUAAAUACUGAUUUGAACUCACGUGAAUAUCAAAAUGUUCUUCUUGGUAAAAUCAAUGGUGAAGUUGUAGCAGCAGUAACAUUAUCAUUUCCUGGUGAAACGACAACUGUUACAAAUGAUAGUAUACUUCCACGAGCAGAUUCAUGUUUAGCAUCAAUACGUCGUUGGUCAAUGCGAAAUGCAAAUUAUAUUCCAACAGCUAUGAAUGAAUGUUAUAUUGAAAUGAUUGGUGUUAAAAGUGCAUAUAGAAAUCAUGGUAUAGGUGCAGCUCUACUUGAAUGUGUUGAACAUUUUGCUCAAGAAGCUGGUGCACUUUUAUUAACAGUACAUACAAAUGGAUUACAAUUAACAAAUUAUUUUGCACGAUUUGGUUUUAUGAUUGAUCAUUCAGAUAAUUCAGCAUUUUGGAAAUGGAUAGUUGAACGACAAAAUAUUAAUAAAAUGUCAAAACAUAUUACACCUGAUCAUGAUGAUCAUAUGGAUAAUGCAAGUUAUGUUAAUGGAAGUAUUGAUGAAAAUGAUGAUGUAUAA
Rotaria sordida is the source of this 1155-nucleotide messenger RNA. The record is from the annotation of a GenBank genome assembly. Lineage: Eukaryota; Metazoa; Rotifera; Eurotatoria; Philodinida; Philodinidae.